Messenger RNA from Effrenium voratum, 1018 nucleotides. NCBI's taxonomy places the organism in Eukaryota, Dinophyceae, Suessiales, Symbiodiniaceae. The record is from the annotation of a GenBank genome assembly.
GACGCGUUCAAAGGUCGAGAGCAGCGAAUACCUGCACCCGGAAGUUUUGUGGCUCAAGCGUGGGCUGAAGAAUCCUGUUCUGAUAAGAGAGGAGUCAUGGCACCGGCAGCGGCAGGGCACCCCGCCUACUACUUCGGAGCCUCCGGCGUCUCUGCCCUGGCCUUCUUCCCGCUGUGGAAGGCCGCCGCCAUUGGCCAGUCGGGCUACCAGGUGGAAGGCCAGGGCUAUUGGCGCAAGUACUUCGAGGCCAUGAAGCCCCCAUGGCGAGGCUCGCUUGUGGUCAUCGGCGGCAUGACCUGGGCGCGCGCGGCGAUUUUCUACGGCUCGGACACAGGCUCCAAAUGGAUGCGCCAGCAGGGCUACUCCACGGCGCUCUCUUCCACCGCGCCGUCGCUCUGUGUGUCCUGCUUUGCGCAGGCAGUGAAUCAGCCCUUCGUCCGGUCCUCCAUCAUGCUGCAGAAGCCGGGCGAGGAGCUGGCUCGUCAGACCUUCCCCAACAUGGCCAUGCUGAGGCACUUGGCCACCACGAAGGGCCUGUCCUCCUGGUUCACAGGACUGGACGCUGCAAUCCUGAAGACGGCGCCCAAGUACAUGACCGCGGUGCUGAUCAAGGACUACAUGGGGCUCUGGCUGGCGCCGGUGGACCCGAAGGACAAGCAGGCGGUGCUGCUGAAGUCCGCGAAGGUCUCGGUCACCGCAGGUGUGGCCGGAGCUGUGCUCACCAACCCCCUGGACGUCGUGCGCAAUGAGAUGUUCAAGACGGAGGAGGGUAUGGUUCCUUGCAUGAUGCGCAUGAGCAAGGAGGACGGGCCGAAGUGGCUCUUGCGCGGCAUCGGCAAAAACUGGGUUGCAGUGGCCGCUCCCAUCGCCAGCACGAUCUUCCUCACAGACAGGUUCAAGAUUUGGUUCGGCCACUGAGGGGUACGAAAACUGCGCGCAAAACUGCGCGCGAAUUGUUCAUCCCUUGGGUGCUGCUCCAGGGUGCGUGUCAGGCAAUCGAUCAGGCAGGCCUUGUGGC